Messenger RNA from Quercus robur (English oak), 2264 nucleotides. RefSeq names its product threonine dehydratase biosynthetic, chloroplastic. The transcript is spliced from 9 exons. The record is from RefSeq and is a predicted model, not a curated record. Gene Ontology annotation, biological process: L-threonine catabolic process. Gene Ontology annotation, molecular function: pyridoxal phosphate binding; threonine deaminase activity. The coding region runs from base 79 to 1926 and encodes 615 amino acids. NCBI's taxonomy places the organism in Eukaryota, Viridiplantae, Streptophyta, Magnoliopsida, Fagales, Fagaceae.
AACCAAAAAUCAAAAGAUUCAAAACUCAAGACGCCUCUCUCUCUCUCUCUGACCAUUCGAUUUCUCAGUUUAGAAACCAUGGACACCUCCACGCUCCGUCUCACCCCAUGCCAUUCCUCUCUCCUCCGCCCCAAACACUUCGACUUGGCCCCGCCAACCUUCACCGGGACCCACACUACCGCCACCGCCUCCAAAAACAAAAACCGUUUGACAAUCGCCGCCACUCUGUCAAAACCGACGGCUGAGAUCUCCUCAACCGCUGUGACUUCCCGAGAAAAUCCGUUACAGGUGUCCACGUCAGCUCCUCCUCCGCCGCCUCGAAUGAAAGUCUCGCCCGAGUCGCUGCAAUACCUUCCGGGUUUCCUCGGAGCCGUACCGGAGCGCACUGUUACAGACGGCAGCGGUGAAGACAUUCUCGAAGCAAUGGGUUACCUCACCAACAUACUUUCAUCUAAGGUCUAUGACGUGGCAAUCGAAUCGCCAUUGCAGUUCGCUACCAAGCUCUCUGAGCGUCUUGGCGUCAAGGUUUGGCUCAAGAGAGAAGAUUUACAGCCUGUUUUCUCGUUCAAGCUGCGUGGAGCUUAUAAUAUGAUGGCAAAACUUAAAAAAGAACAGUUGGAUAGAGGGGUCAUUUGCUCAUCCGCUGGAAAUCAUGCACAAGGUGUUGCAUUAGCUGCCAAGAAACUUGGCUGCGAUGCCGUGAUUGCUAUGCCUAUUACUACACCAGAGAUCAAGUGGCAAUCUGUUAAGAAGCUGGGCGCCACAGUUGUUCUUGUGGGGGAUGCCUAUGAUGAGGCACAAGCAUAUGCCAAAAAAAGGGCCAUUGAGGAAGGCCGUACCUUCAUACCUCCUUUUGAUCACCCGGAUGUCAUCAUGGGGCAGGGAACUGUUGGGAUGGAAAUUAUGCGUCAAAUGAAAGGCCCGUUGAAAGCAAUAUUUGUGCCUGUGGGUGGUGGCGGGCUUAUAGCCGGUAUUGCUGCUUAUGUAAAGAGGGUUGCUCCAGAGGUAAAGAUUAUUGGGGUGGAGCCUUCUGAUGCAAAUGCAAUGGCACUGUCCUUACAUCAUGGUCAAAGAGUGAUAUUGGACAAGGUUGGAGGUUUUGCAGAUGGUGUAGCUGUUAAAGAGGUUGGUGAAGAAACUUUCCGCUUAUGUAAGGAAUUGGUAGAUGGUGUAGUACUUGUAAGCCGUGAUGCUAUCUGUGCCUCAAUAAAGGACAUGUUUGAGGAGAAAAGGAGCAUUUUAGAACCGGCAGGUGCUCUUUCUCUUGCUGGAGCUGAAGCAUACUGCAAGUAUUAUGGUCUUGAGGGGGAUAAUGUUGUAGCAAUAACUAGUGGAGCAAACAUGAAUUUCGAUAAUCUGAGGGUGGUGACUGAACUGGCUAAUGUUGGUAGGCAACAAGAAGCUGUGCUUACAACUGUUAUGCCAGAGGAGCCUGGAAGCUUCAAAAGAUUUUGUGAACUGGUAGGACCACUGAAUAUCACUGAAUUCAAAUAUAGGUGUAACUCUGACAAAGAAGCUAUUGUUCUGUACAGUGUUGGCGUUCACAAGGUUUCUGAACUUGAAGAAUUUCAAGCGCGGAUGGAAUCUUCUCAACUUAAGACUUUCAAUCUUACAAAAAGUGACUUGGUUAAAGAUCACCUACGAUAUUUGAUGGGAGGCAGAUCAACUGUUCAAAAUGAGAUUCUUUGUCGGUUUAUCUUCCCAGAGAGGCCUGGUGCUCUGAUGAAGUUCUUGGAUGCUUUUAGUCCUCGUUGGAAUAUAAGUUUGUUCCAUUACCGUGGGCAGGGUGAAACUGGUGCGAAUGUAUUGGUUGGCGUGCAGAUUGCAAGUAGUGAGAUGGAAGAAUUUCAUGAUCGUGCCAACAAUCUUGCAUACGAUUAUGUGGUGGUAACCAAUGACAAUAACUUCCAGCUUUUGAUGCAUUGAUUAAAACCAUCCUGCGAUUUUAGCUCAACUGUUCAAUCAGAGUGGGAUUGAUGCCAGACUUCUAAAGAUUGCCAGGGAGGGACAGAAGACCUCCAAACCUGGUUCUAGUGAUGGAGAAGAGAGAGCAUGUUUCUGUGUAAUGUUUUACCCUUGCCCCUUUUAUUUUCAUUUUUGUAAUUUAUUGAUUAGUGUAGUAUGUGUUUCAAAUGAAAAAUGCUGGGGUUCUCCAGCUAUUCACUUUGAUGUUUAACUAGCUUUUCUAUCUUUAAUGUAUGGGACUAUGGAAAAGAUGAGCUUUGCUCUUCUGAUUCAAUUGAAAACCUGAGAUGGAUGUGCUA